Procambarus clarkii (red swamp crayfish) is the source of this 1545-nucleotide messenger RNA. The record is from RefSeq and is a predicted model, not a curated record. Lineage: Eukaryota; Metazoa; Arthropoda; Malacostraca; Decapoda; Cambaridae.
AUGGCAAAGAAUUAUGAGGUCAAGAAUUAUGAGGUCAAGAAUUAUAAGGUCAAGAAUUAUGAGGUCAAGAAUUAUGAGGUCAAGAAUUAUGAGGUCAAGAAUUAUGAGGUCAAGAAUUAUGAGGUCAAGAAUUAUGAGGUCAAGAAUUAUGAGGUCAAGAAUUAUGAGGUCAAGAAUUAUGAGGUCAAGGAUUAUGAGGUUAAGAAUUAUGAGGUCAAGAAUUAUGAGGUCAAGAAUUAUGAGGUCAAGAAUUAUGAGGUCAAGGAUUAUGAGAUCAAUGGCGACAGUGUGACUGGUGUUAACAAUGGCGACAGUGUGACUGGUGUUAACAAUGGCGACAGAAUGACUGGUGUUAACAAUGGCGACAGUGUGACUGGUGUUAACAAUGGCGACAGAAUGACUGGUGUUAACAAUGGCGACAGUAUGACUGGUGUUAACAAUGGCGACAGAAUGACUGGUGUUAACAAUGGCGACAGAGUGGCUGGUGUUAACAAUGGCGACAGAGUGGCUGGUGUUAACAAUGGCGACAGUAUGACUGGUGUUAACAAUGGCGACAGAGUGGCUGGUGUUAACAAUGGCGACAGUAUGACUGGUGUUAACAAUGGCGACAGAGUGGCUGGUGUUAACAAUGGCGACAGAGUGGCUGGUGUUAACAAUGGCGACAGAGUGGCUGGUGUUAACAAUGGCGACAGAGUGGCUGGUGUUAACAAUGGCGACAGAAUGACUGGUGUUAACAAUGGCGACAGAAUGACUGGUGUUAACAAUGGCGACAGAGUGGCUGGUGUUAACAAUGGCGACAGAAUGACUGGUGCUAACAAUGGCGACAGAAUGACUGGUGUUAACAAUGGCGACAGAGUGGCUGGUGUUAACAAUGGCGACAGUAUGACUGGUGUUAACAAUGGCGACAGAGUGGCUGGUGUUAACAAUGGCGACAGAGUGGCUGGUGUUAACAAUGGCGACAGAAUGACUGGUGUUAACAAUGGCGACAGAGUGGCUGGUGUUAACAAUGGCGACAGAAUGACUGGUGUUAACAAUGGCGACAGAGUGGCUGGUGUUAACAAUGGCGACAGAAUGACUGGUGUUAACAAUGGCGACAGAGUGGCUGGUGUUAACAAUGGCGACAGUAUGACUGGUGUUAACAAUGGCGACAGAAUGACUGGUGUUAACAAUGGCGACAGUAUGACUGGUGUUAACAAUGGCGACAGAAUGACUGGUGUUAACAAUGGCGACAGAGUGGCUGGUGUUAACAAUGGCGACAGAGUGGCUGGUGUUAACAAUGGCGACAGUAUGACUGGUGUUAACAAUGGCGACAGAGUGGCUGGUGUUAACAAUGGCGACAGUAUGACUGGUGUUAACAAUGGCGACAGAGUGGCUGGUGUUAACAAUGGCGACAGAGUGGCUGGUGUUAACAAUGGCGACAGAGUGGCUGGUGUUAACAAUGGCGACAGAGUGGCUGGUGUUAACAAUGGCGACAGAAUGACUGGUGUUAACAAUGGCGACAGAAUGACUGGUGUUAACAAUGGCGACAGAAGUGGCUGGUGUUAA